Molecule: messenger RNA, 505 nt
Organism: Paramuricea clavata
Lineage: Eukaryota; Metazoa; Cnidaria; Anthozoa; Malacalcyonacea; Plexauridae
Source: the annotation of a GenBank genome assembly
GGGUCUAAAGUUUUGUCCCACCCCUAUUGAAUUAGAUAUUUCAUCUGUUAAAAGAGAUAUUAAGGAAUUUGGUAGAAAACUAAAAUGUAAGGCAUCUUUCCAUUCCAACAUCGGUAUUGAACAGGAGGGGCAAACAUUUAGACAAUUUAGGGAAAAUUUAGAUCCAGCAAUUGAGCUUUAUCUUAGUAAAUUCGAAGAACGGGUUUUGGCUAUUAACGAACGGGGUAGUAAUUUUAGUAAUCUUUCCUCAGAGGAGCAAGAAGCACUUAAAAAUUUAAAGAAGUAUCGAAAUAUUGUUAUUAAGGAGGCAGAUAAGGGUGGGGCUGUAGUUGUGUGGGGAAGGAAGGAUUAUUACGAUGAAGCUUAUAAUCAUCUUAAUGAUCAGCGGGUAUAUGAGGUUACUCAGUCAGAUCCUUUGGAUAGGGUUAAUUCUUUAACAGAAAAAACGUUGGAUCCUUUGGUGCAUAAAGGAUAUAUAUCUUUGGCUAAUAGAAAAUAUCUAAUG